Molecule: messenger RNA, 1063 nt
Organism: Scylla paramamosain (green mud crab)
Lineage: Eukaryota; Metazoa; Arthropoda; Malacostraca; Decapoda; Portunidae
Gene: Rpb5
Product: DNA-directed RNA polymerases I, II, and III subunit RPABC1
Exons: 5
Coding region: 247-879 (210 amino acids)
Biological process (GO): DNA-templated transcription
Cellular component (GO): RNA polymerase III complex; RNA polymerase I complex; RNA polymerase II, core complex
Molecular function (GO): DNA binding
Source: RefSeq, a predicted model, not a curated record
GCCAUCCAGGCCUAUUUGAAAAUUCUCUGAUUUGUGCAAAGGUUCAAUUCUAAUUUUAGUGGAGGAUUUUUAUUAAUAUUUAAGUUUUUCUUGAGGGAGUACCGUUGUAAAGGCAAUAUAACGCAACUCGCUCUCAGAAAACAAAAGUGAAGACAAAAUAACAAGACUUUCUCAUAAAGCUAAAAAUACCAAGAGAAAAGAAAUAAAAAAGCUCAUCAGGUCACAUUAGCCAAGCAUACAAAUACAAUGGAUGAUGAGGCUGAGACAUAUAAGCUGUGGCGCAUCCGCAAGACCAUCAUGCAGCUGUGUCAUGACCGUGGGUACCUGGUGACACAAGAUGAGUUGGACCAGACACUUGCUCAGUUCAAGGAGCAGUUUGGUGAGAAGCCAUCUGAGAGACAGCCUGCUCGCUCUGACCUCAUUGUGUUGGUGGCCCACAAUGAUGACCCAACAGACCAGAUGUUUGUUUUCUUCCCAGAUGAACCUAAGGUUGGAGUCCGCACCAUCAAGACAUAUUGCACACGCAUGCAGGAAGAGAACAUCCAGCGUGCUAUUAUUGUUGUCCAGUCAGGAAUGUCACCAUCUGCUAAGCAGGCUCUGGUAGACAUGGCCCCAAAGUACAUCCUGGAGCAGUUCCUGGAGUCUGAAUUGCUGAUCAACAUUACUGAACAUGAGUUGGUGCCAGAGCAUGUGGUGAUGACGGCUGAAGAGAAGACAGAACUGCUACAGAGGUACAAACUGAAGGACAAUCAGCUCAUGAGGAUACAGGCAGGUGACCCUGUGGCGCGGUACUUUGGGCUCAAACGUGGCCAGGUGGUGAAGAUCAUCCGUCCCUCAGAGACAGCUGGUCGCUACAUUUCCUACCGUCUCGUUGUGUGAGAGGGAGGGAAAAUGAAAGAGUAAAUGAAUGAGAGGAGAAUGAAUGAGAGAGAGAGAGAGAACAGAGGUUAAAAUGUGAGAAUCACUGUGAAGCAAGAAUUAAGUGUGACUCAGUUUUUUAAUAAUGUGCCAGAAAAUUAUUUAAUGUUCUUUUGGUUUCUAAAUUAUUAAAUCAUACCAGAAA